AUGGACGAGAUUGUAAAUCUAAGCGUGGGAGCUGUCAUGGCCGUGCUGGCAAUCGCAGCGGUCGUGGCGCGCUUUUACGUGCGACAUUCCCGAAAAGCCAAGUUGAAAUGGGACGACUGGCUGAUCGUGGUGUCGCUGAUUGCAAUGAUUGCGACGGACAUUCUGGCUAUAUGCGCCAUCACUGGCAACCCGACGGGCCCCGAAACGGCCACCGCGGUGACUGAUACUCACGAGUACGCACCAGAGGACGUUUUGUACACCAAGCUGAGUUGGGCUACGACGGUCAUAUAUUUUGCCAUAACGUCGACGACAAAGCUGUCCAUCCUGCUCAUGUAUAACCGGCUCUUCUCGGUGGACGAGCGGUUCCGCCGAAUAGUCAUGAUACUGUCUGUACUUGUAGUGGGUUUCUGGGUGGGCUGCACAGUCGCCGACUUGACGAACUGCAUCCCCAUGGAAUAUGUAUGGAUCAACAGCCUGUCCGACCCGCGGUACUGCUUCAAUUUCAACAUCUACUGGUUCGCCAGCGGUGUAUGCGAGGCCUUCAUCGAUAUUUUGAUUCUGCUGUUGCCAAUCAAGGUCGUCCUUGGACUGCAACUGGGCAUGAAGCAAAAGGUUGCCGUGGGAUCUGUGUUCCUCCUAGGUGCAUUUGUCAUCGUGUCGGGCUUGCUCAAGACCGGCUUUGGAUAUAUCCCGGGAAGCCGCCAGCCUUCCUUCUCCAAGACGCAGCUAUGGACAUCAGUGCAUUGUGGCACGGGCAUCAUCUGCGCCUGUCUUCCAAUUUGCUGGCCGCUAUUUGGCCGGCUGUGGAAAUUGCACUUACCGACAUGGCCUGGUGCUUUGCAGAUCCGGGAGUAUUGGUACAGGCUCAGAGGAGAGCACUCGAUAGAGAAGCCGAGAAAGCCUUCGGGGGCAAGUGAUGGAGAGUUUCAGCUAUCCAACAACUUCACCAGUCGGGGUUUUACGGUAUCGUUUGGUGGUAUUAACGAGGAGCAAGUGUACCAUGGAGAAGACUACUCGACGGUGUCGCACAACCCACACCGCAAACACUUUGCAUCUGCUGUGUGA
Molecule: messenger RNA, 1065 nt
Organism: Metarhizium acridum CQMa 102
Lineage: Eukaryota; Fungi; Ascomycota; Sordariomycetes; Hypocreales; Clavicipitaceae
Source: RefSeq, a predicted model, not a curated record